Durio zibethinus is the source of this 934-nucleotide messenger RNA. RefSeq names its product insulin-induced protein. NCBI's taxonomy places the organism in Eukaryota, Viridiplantae, Streptophyta, Magnoliopsida, Malvales, Malvaceae. The record is from RefSeq and is a predicted model, not a curated record.
AUACCAUAUCCAACUUACAAACUGAAAAUUUAGUAGCAGCGAAACUUAGCACCUGUCCAACGUGAGGGGAUAAACAUGCCUAACCUCAUCGCUCUAAGCUGCCCUCGUUCGCUUCCCAAACCUUCGCAAAAAGUUAAUAAUUUGAAACAUUUUCGGUCUAUAGACUGUUGCAGUAUAAGAAAGCAAAGCAAAGCAGGUCUAAAAAGCUCUUGGCCUUCAAUCUCUCUCUCACUUUUUGGUUCUGGCUUCAUUUUGGGUCCCCUUAUUGAUGGACUUCAUUCAAGCGUUGACCUUGUGGUCUACCAAAAUGGAGCAAUAAACAUCGGUCCUCUCCACACGAAUAUAUGGGUCCCUCCUUUGCUGGGAUUGUUCUACUGCACAGUUGGGUUGCUGCAACUCUUCUUGGAUGAGAAGGCUUCUUCAGAAGUUCCCGAGGGAAGCCUGGAAAAAGUGUCUGGGUCUCUGAUAGCAUUGUUACUAUUUAUCGAACUGAGUGCUGAGAUGUAUAAAAAUGGAGUAGCGGACAACAUUGAGGCCUACAUAUUAUUUGCAGCGGCAGAGCUUUUAUGGUUCUCUCUAGACAGGACACGGCUGGGUUUUACCCUGGCAUCUGUCAUUGGCAUAUGCUGCCCCCUAGCUGAAAUUCCCUUGAUGAAGUUCUUCCACCUCUGGUACUACCCACAAGCAAAUGUUGAAAUCUUCGGGCAGGGACUAGUCACUUGGACAGUCACCUGCUAUUUUGUUUACACCCCAUUCCUUGUCAGUUUAUCACGCUGGGUACAAUCAACCAUCGAUGCUACUGAUACAGAGAAGUCUACCUAAGUAGCUGAUCAGGAUUUAUUUCUUUACCAGCAAAAAAUAAAAUAGCCAUAAGCACAUAAAUCGUUAAUCAUGAAAGAAAAUUGUGAGCAAGACAGGAGAAAAGACAAAAGAG